AUGCCGGCAAAGAUGAAAGAUCCGGGGAGCUUUAACAUUUCUUGUGUGAUCGGGAAUGAUAGGCAAACUAAGGCCUUGUGUGACUUAGGGGCAAGCAUAAAUCUCAUGCCUUUAAGCUUCUUCCGAAAGUUGAAAUUUGGUGUCUUGAAGCCAACUACAUUUACCCUUCAAAUGGCAGAUAAAUCCGUCAAAUACCCGAAUGGACUCCUUGAGAAUGUAUUAGUAAGGGUGAAUGAUUUUAUCUUCCCCGUGGAUUUUGUUGUUUUGGACAUGAAGGAGGAUCCAAAUGUCUCUCUCAUCCUUGGAAGACCAUUCUUAGAACUGGAAAAGCUCUAA
Messenger RNA from Salvia splendens (bonfire salvia), 336 nucleotides. RefSeq lists its product as uncharacterized. Bases 1 to 336 code for a protein of 111 amino acids. The transcript has a single exon. The record is from RefSeq and is a predicted model, not a curated record. NCBI's taxonomy places the organism in Eukaryota, Viridiplantae, Streptophyta, Magnoliopsida, Lamiales, Lamiaceae.